Messenger RNA from Paramecium tetraurelia, 1401 nucleotides. RefSeq lists its product as uncharacterized. The transcript is spliced from 2 exons. NCBI's taxonomy places the organism in Eukaryota, Ciliophora, Oligohymenophorea, Peniculida, Parameciidae. The record is from RefSeq and is a predicted model, not a curated record.
AUGUUUGCUAUGAGAUAUGUGGGGAUGGUCUAGUAUCAAAAAAAGAAUAAAUGUGAUGAUGAUGAUGAUCUUCCAGAUGAUGGGUGUUAUAAUUGUAAAUAUUCAUGUUAUCCAGCUUGUCCACUCUGUAUUUUAGGUGAAUGUGUUGAUGAUUGUAGUGCUUGUAAAGAGGCACAAUUUUAAAAAAUAUGUGGCGAUGGAAUUUUAGUAAAACCUGAUGAAGAAUGUGAUUAGUUUUCAAAUGAGGAAGAUUUUCAAUUUUAAAAUUGUAAGAAGAUUUGUAAUUAGCAUUGUUAUAUUUGUGAUGAUAAUAAAAAGUGUAUUUAAUGCAAGAUAAACUAUGAAUUAUUUGAUGGGAAAUGUUACGCUAAUUAAUUGAACAAUGAUCACUCUUUGAUAAAUAAUUGUAUAUAUUAUGAAGACUCUUAAUGUAAACAAUGUUCAAUUGAUUAUUUCUACCAUCCAUUUGAAAAUAAAUGUGUACCUGUUUGUUGCGAUGGAAUCAUUCUUGAUGGAAAACUUUGCGAUGAUGGUAACAAAAUUAAUGGAGAUGGUUGUGAUUCAAAAUGUAAACCAUCAAUAGAUAGUCAAUGUGUAAAUAAAUAAGGCAUUUCUUUUCCUCGUCCAAUACCUUUAUUGAAACUUAUAAAAGAAAUAGGUAACUCUUAAAUAGUUUAUUUGACUAUGAUUCAUAGGUAAAAUUAUCAGACGAUUAUUCAAUUCAAAUUUUUAUAAACUCCAUCAAAUUUUAAAUAAAUAAUGGAGUUAUAAAUAAAUAGUUUUCUGAAAUUAGUUAGCUAGAUUAAGAAUCUUAUUAAUACCUUCAAAUGGAAAUUAACACUCUUAUCUAUUAUAUAUUAGGAUUAUGACUCAAUAGCCGAAAAAAUUGAGUUUAAUAAUGAAUAGUGGCAUAAUCUACUUAUUAUUUUAUUAUUUAUUAUUCCAGAAGCAUUUAAACAAUAAAAUACAUAUUUAAUUUGGAUUCUCAUGUCUAUAAAAAAUGUUUUUGAACUAUACUUACUGGUCAUUUGUUUUAAGUCUCCCAUACUUUAAAUUUAAUACUGUGCUUUAAAUGAAUUCAUGUAUUUUUACUAUUUAUCUCUUUAAAAAAAAUAGCUUCAUAAAAUUGAAUUAUUCAAAAAAUAAUUCACUCAUUUCAAUUUAUUUGUAAUAAAUUUUAUGUAUUUGAAAAAUGAAUUAUUGAAGAAUGAUCCAUUCAAAAUAAUAUUAAUAGGUUGGGUUAUCAUUGCUUUGAUGAUUUCAAUAAUAAGCAUAACAUUGUUAGUUGAUAUUUGCAAAAUAUUAUAUCCCUUAGUAUAAAACCUGUUGGAUUAAAAUUUAAUAAAGAAACUUAAUGUGAAUAUUCAAUUGAUUUUGUAAUAAAUAUCAUUUAAUAGUUGA